AUGGUCGCAGCCACUUUUAGUUUUUGCUCUCUGGCAGCACACUUGGUACGAUUGUCAAAAGGCGAGAGACAUGCCAUCGACCGAUGCCCCCACCAGGCCGACGCUGAUGCAAACAACAGUAAAGAAGGAGGAGCUCGCCAAAGGAACAGAAAAGAUUCGUUGGAUCUACGCCAAGUGUCGGUGCUUGCUAUCCUUGAGUCACACGCUGCAGUGGCUUUGUACGCUGUGUUCGUAGACGAGUCAGAGUCGGGAGACAAAGAUCGGUGUCUUAGAUCUGUGUGGUGUCGCCCAGCUCAAUUGCUGAUAGAUCAUGGUGGUGUUUCAGGUGAUUUGAAGAAAUUGCUCGUCCAGCCGACUGGGUUGCAAGCCCGGGAGCAAAGGAUCCUUUACAGAGGGAAGGAGAAGGACAGUGGCGAUUACUUGCAUCUAGUUGGAGUGAAGGACAAGGCGAAAGUAGUGCUCAUCGAGGAUCCCGAGAGCCGCGAGAGGAAGCAAGAGGAGUCCCGACACAACGAACGAAUCUUGAGGACCUCCAAAGCUGUGUCGGCCAUUAAGUCUGAGGUCGAUAAGCUUGCUGAAAGGGUUUUGACGGUAGAGAACGAUGUUCACAGACGAGUCGAGGUCCCCGAGUCCGAAUUCGACUCGCUAACCGAGGCCUUGAUGAUGCUGCUGCUGAAGCUGGAUGGGAUCGAAGCUUUUGGUGACGCUAAAGCCCAAAGAAGGAUUCAGGUCAGGAGAGUCCAAAAAUUUGUGGAAGCCCUCGACGCGUUGAAAAUGAAGAACUCGUCUCCUCCAAGUGUCGCAGCCAAGGAGCAAAGCCCCGCGAAAAACUCGUCCAGUAGCAGCAACGCGGCCGCCAUUGUUGUCACGACCCAGUGGGAAACCUUUGAAACAUCGGCAGGGAAUUUCAUCUCCACACCUCCAAAACCGGCUACCACAGCAAUUGAGACCGAUUGGGAGAGAGCGCUCUUCACAUAGAAGGUAGUGAAGUUUUAUUGGUGGCGUGGUCAUUCAAGGCUCGAUCAUAUAUAGAGAUCAAUCUUUUCGUGAUUGUCGAAUUGGUGCAAGCAAGGAGAAGAAGGAAGAAGAAAGAAGAAGAAAAAAUUGGAGCUUGUAGAAAGAAUGGAAAAGCUAUGGUAAGGAGGAGGCGCAAUUCUUUGUAUAGUAUCAUAAAACAUUUGUUUUGCGGAAUGGGGUUGUGUGUGGUAAUAAAAAAGAAGCGCGAAUGUUUUGGA
This is a messenger RNA of Selaginella moellendorffii, 1235 nucleotides long. Its product is annotated as BAG family molecular chaperone regulator 4. The transcript is spliced from 8 exons. Gene Ontology annotation, molecular function: adenyl-nucleotide exchange factor activity; protein-folding chaperone binding. Gene Ontology annotation, biological process: protein stabilization. Gene Ontology annotation, cellular component: cytoplasm. Lineage: Eukaryota; Viridiplantae; Streptophyta; Lycopodiopsida; Selaginellales; Selaginellaceae. The record is from RefSeq and is a predicted model, not a curated record. The coding region runs from base 1 to 978 and encodes 325 amino acids.